Molecule: messenger RNA, 3294 nt
Organism: Pelodiscus sinensis (Chinese soft-shelled turtle)
Lineage: Eukaryota; Metazoa; Chordata; Testudines; Trionychidae
Source: RefSeq, a predicted model, not a curated record
CUCCCUGGCCCCCCUGCAGGCGCAGUACGAUGAGGAUGAAGACACGUCCUUCCAGGCGCGCCCAAUGCCCUGUCCAGAGAAGACAGACUGCCCCAUCAAUGUGUACUUCAUCAUGGACACCUCGGAGAGCAUCGCGCUGCAGACUGUGCCCAUCCAGAGCCUGGUGGACCACAUGAAGCAGUUCAUCCAGGCCUUCAUCAGCAAGCUGGAGUCGGAGGUCUACCUGAACCAGAUCACCAUCACGUGGAUUAUCUACAGCCCCUGGACCAACAGCAAGGACCUGUACCUCCGCCGGCUGAACGCCGUCAACUACAUCGGCCGGGGCACCUUCACCGACUGCGCCAUCGCCAACAUGACCCAGCAGGUCAUGGCCCAGGGUGCCAAGGGCAUCAACUUUGCCGUGGUGCUCACCGACGGGCACGUGACGGGCAGCCCCUGCGGGGGCAUGAAGAUGCAGGCGGACGAGGCGCGGAAGGCAGGGAUCAAGCUCUUCGCGGUGGCCCCCAGCCAGAACUUCUUCGAGCAGGGGCUGCUGGAUAUCGCCAACAUGCCCUCCGAGCUGUACCGCAACCACUACGCCACCACCAAGCGCGGGGCCAUCGAGGUGGACGAGGACACCAUUGACCGGAUCAUCCAGGUCAUGAAACACGAGGACUACGCCGAGGUGAGUGACCAGCCCCCGGCUCUGUGCCCUGCUCCCCACAGCGGGGCCAGGCCUUGCCAUUACACUGACCCGGCCCGAGCCCCUGUUCCACGUCCGAGGCUGUUUGAGGGUGCCAAAGGGAACAUGGGGGAGCCAGGAGCCCCUGGACUGAAGGGGCGACAGGGGCGCCGCGGGGACCCGGGGACGAAGGGCAGCCCAGGGACCUCUGGAACCAAGGGCGAGAGGGGUGACAGAGGGCUGCUGGGCCCACGAGGCCCACAAGGAGCCGCAGGAGAGCCAGGCAGGCCGGGAUCUCGUGGGGACCUAGGCGACAUGAGCCCAAGGGGCGACUCGGGGCCCCCAGGACCGAAGGGUCCAUUGCACCUCACUCCCUCCUUUCCACAGGGGGGCAGGGGCGACUUUGGACCGAAAGGUGCUCCGGGAGGGAAAGGAGACCCAGGGGAGUCGGGUGACCCCGGCCCCAGCAGCGAGCCAGGCUGCCAUGCUGCCCUCACCAGCCCACGUGGCGCGCGGUGCCUGGGGAGCUGCGGGCGGCCGGCGAGCGUGACCCUCUGUCUCCCCACAGGUGCCAGGGUGGGUGUGGUGCAAUACAGCCACGAGGGGACUUUUGAGGCCAUCCGGAUGGAUGACGAGCGCAUCAACUCGCUGUCCAGCUUCAAGGAGGCUGUGAAGGGCCUGGAGUGGAUCGCAGGGGGCACCUGGACACCCUCCGCCCUGCAGUUGAGCCGGCGCGAGAAGGCCCGCGUCUUCGCCGUGGUGGUGACGGACGGGCGCCACGACCCACGGGACGAUGACGACAACCUGCAGGCCUUCUGCCAGGGGGACGUGAUCGUCAACGCCAUCGGCAUCGGGGACAUGUUCGACCAGCCGGACCAGGGCGAGACCCUGCGCUCCAUCGCCUGCGACAACCCGCAGCGGGUCCGCAAGAUGAAGCUCUUCUCGGAGCUGGUGGCUGAGGAAUUCACUGACGACAUGGAGGAAGUGCUGUGCCCAGAUCCCCAGAUCGUCUGCCCAGAGCUGCCCUGCCAGACAGAUGACAGGAACCCGGGGAACCCAAACCCACUUUUCUCCCUCCUCAUGGAAGAGGCGGUCAAGAUACAUUUCCCCGACACCAAAGAGACAAUCGCCCAGUUCCUAAACACCAGGCGGGAAGCCCAGGACCCCAGCAGCUAUGUCCAGCUGGUGGCCACCUUGGCCUAUACCGCCGAGAAAGCCAAGUUUGCCAGCGGGCAGGAGCGGCAGGAGUGGAUGGACCUGUUCAUUGACACCUUUAAAAUGGUGCACAGCGAAAUUGUGGGGGAUCCAGAGACCAUGCUGGGCCGCCUGACACUGGCCCGGAGCGACAGUGACCCCAUGAGCGCACGGCUCGCCCUCCUGCAGUACGGCAAGGAGCAAGAGCAGGUGGUGGCCUUCCCCCUGACCUACAACCUGACCUACAUCUCGGAGGGCCUGGCGCAGCUCAAGUACCUCGACUCCUCCUCCAACGUGGGCGCGGCCAUCAUCCACGCCGUCAACAACAUCGUCAUCAACCCGCAGAACCGGCAGCGGCGGGUGGCCCGGCGCAACGCCGAGCUCGCCUUCGUCUUCCUCACCGACGGCAUCACGGGCAGCAAGAACCUGGAGGAGGCCAUCAACUCCAUGAAGAAGCAGGACGUCAUGCCCACGGUGGUGGCCCUGGGGAGCGACGUGGACAUGGACGUGCUGCUGAAGAUCGGCCUCGGGGACCGAGCCGCCAUCUUCCGGGAGAAGGACUAUGCCAGCCUCUCCCAGCCCGGCUUCUUCGACAGGUUCGUUCGGUGGAUUUGUUAGCUCAGGGGGCGCGUUCUCCGGCGCCAGCCCCCCGCUCGUCCCCGGCUUGCCUGUCCCCUGCCACUGUACGGCCCCUCGCAAGCCCAGCGCGGCCCACCCGCUGCCCUUUGGGCGGCCUCUUGCUUUAACCCGAGUCCAGAGCGCAUCUCUCCUUGUGGCGGUGACGGCUGUCGCUCGACUUCAUGGUGCUAGUCAUAACCCAGGCCCAAGGCCUCGGCAUCCUACCGUGUACUCUCUAGUGCCCCAGCAAAGGAAUGGGAGCUGCACCCCAGCCAGCAGGAAGACAAGGUGACACGGGGAGCCCAGGGAUGUCCAGCCCCCCCCCAUUCCAAGUGUCCCUCGGCAGAGCUUGCAGCGCCCAAGGCUCCGGCCAGGGAGCAAGCUCAGUGGUUUCUAGGGGGCCCUGCACAGAGCCUGGACCUCAGCUGGGCUCACAGGAAACUCACUGAAGCCGGCGUUAGCCAGUGGCACCCCCGGGGCCGCCCUGUCCCCUCCUGAGCAGGGGUGGGUUGGCCUGUCCCCCCAGGCCUGGCCCAGAAGCAGCCCUUCUGGAAAAUGCUCCCAGGUGGCCCUGCCAGGGCAUUUCCCUGGCCGCCUCCUGCCACUGGACUCUGUUCCACUCCUCGUCUGCCUCCCUCCCUGGCUCUCCACGCAUCCACCACAGCCUGCCAAGGCCAGCGGGCGGCCGAGCACAGCAGGCCUGUCUGGGCGGAGCACACCCCCGGGUACGCGUGGGAAACCAGGAACUCGCAGCUAAGAGCUCCUGGCCUCCCCUUGUGCUCUGCCAACUCAACCAGUCAAUAAACUGCCCCACCCACUGC